Molecule: messenger RNA, 1786 nt
Organism: Aspergillus alliaceus
Lineage: Eukaryota; Fungi; Ascomycota; Eurotiomycetes; Eurotiales; Aspergillaceae
Product: putative MFS transporter
Exons: 11
Coding region: 159-1703 (514 amino acids)
Biological process (GO): transmembrane transport
Cellular component (GO): membrane
Molecular function (GO): transmembrane transporter activity
Source: RefSeq, a predicted model, not a curated record
GGGGAAGGAGACUGGAUUAGACAAAAACAAAAACACAAAAAGGGAAAAGGGAAAAAGGAGUUAUAGAGAGCUGCGGGUGUAAAAUUAGCCCCGACGACGACCGUUCCUUCCUUGCAAAUUCUCUUUCUCUCCCCCACCCUCCUUAUACUAAUAUAUAUAUGUAUGACUUGUUCCAGAUUGAACGUUCAUGGAUCUACACUACACAUACCAUACACACAGACAUACGAAUCAUGGACCCUGUCAAACAAAGCACGGAGAUGAUUCAGGAUGCGAAGCUUACUUCCUUCAUGGGGACAGUCACUGGCAACGCUGCUCAUCAGAAGCUGGCCCGGAGUAUCCUAUUCAAGUUAGACACCAGGAUCCUCCCCAUCUUGGCCCUGCUCUUCCUAUGCUCUUUCUUGGAUCGUACCAAUGUCGGCAAUGCAAAGAUCCUUGGUCUUGAGCAUGACCUCAACAUCACUAGCCAUCAAUACGAUAUAGGCUUGUCGGUUUUCUAUCUGACCUAUAUAUGCAGUGAGCUCCCAAGUAACCUCAUCCUCAAAAAGGCAUCCCCAAGAGUUUGGCUGCCGUUGCUCACUAUGGUUUGGGGUACCAUUACUAUGUGUCUCGGUUUUGUUCGCAAUUUUGCGGGUUUUGUGGCUGUUCGUGCUAUCUUGGGGGCCGCUGAGGGAGGACUGUUGCCUGGCAUGGUAUUGUAUCUAUCCUCUUUCUACAAACGAGGUGACCUAGCCUUACGUAUUGGGUUGUUUUAUACGGCUGCAUCGUUGUCGGGUGCUUUUGGAGGGCUUUUAGCUCGUGGGCUAGCUGAAAUUGGCCCACGAGGUGGAUUAGAGGGCUGGCGUUGGAUUUUGGUAAUUGAGGGGCUACUGACAGUUGUAUGUGGCGGCCUCAGCUACAUUGGCCUUCCAAACAGUAUAGAAACAGCGACAUUCCUGACGCCCGAAGAACGGUCGUUGGCACGUGAAGAGAUCAGACUGGAUAAUCCAUCUGCGCUCCAAGUCUCACCAUCAGUAGAUGACAUCGAGACCCUGAGAUGGUCUGAAGUGCGAAGGGGACUACUUGACCCCCAAAUGUGGUUUUCCGCCGCGGCAUAUUUCGCCAUAUUGUCCGGAUUGUACUCCUUUGGGCUGUUUCUACCCACCAUUAUCGACGAUAGUGGCUUUGCAACCGAUCCAAAUGCAGUGCAAUUGUGGACGGUAAUUCCAUACGCUGUUGCAGCCGUCGUAACAGUGCUCGUGGCUUUCAUCUCGGAUUGUUUACACCUUCGAGGUACUAUUAUGUUGUUCACGCUGCCUAUUGCCAUUGUUGGGUACGGGGCGAUUGCCAACAUCCAGUCUGCCAAGGUUAAGUAUGGGAUGACCUUCCUUAUGGCUACCGGAAUGUAUAGUAGCGUUCCCUGUAUCCUGGUGUGGAAUUCAAAUAACUCCGCUGGUCACUAUAAGCGUGCCACCACAUCUGCGAUGCAGCUGACCAUCGCCAAUUGUGGUGGCUUUCUCGCAACGUUCAACUAUCCUAACAAGGACAGACCCCAGUAUCAUCGUGGCCACACUAUCAUUCUAGGACUACUUGUCUUUGCCUGGUUCAUGGUCUCCCUUAACGUUCUGUAUUGUGCCAAGGUGAAUCGGGACAAGAAAAAGGGCAAAUACGCUCGGUAUGUCGGGUAUAAUGAUGACAGAGAUCCUGCGUUCAAAUUGAUGUUGUGAUGUGAGGGGAUGAUACAUCAGUACCUCGAUUGAUUGAUUGAUACGUGAAAGGAAAUGAUCACUUUUGGUCAGAUCUCCGAGAU